Messenger RNA from Alexandromys fortis (reed vole), 6778 nucleotides. RefSeq names its product leucine rich repeat transmembrane neuronal 2 (gene Lrrtm2). NCBI's taxonomy places the organism in Eukaryota, Metazoa, Chordata, Mammalia, Rodentia, Cricetidae. Gene Ontology annotation, cellular component: extracellular matrix. The coding region runs from base 2167 to 3681 and encodes 504 amino acids. The record is from RefSeq and is a predicted model, not a curated record. The transcript has a single exon. Gene Ontology annotation, molecular function: protein binding.
GGAAGAGAAAGAGGAUUCUAGUCGUUACCAGAGUAGCCCUACUCCAGAAGGAAAAUUCUCCUCUUUACAUAAUGACUUCUUAGAAUUCACCAGUGGAAUGCAAUCCUCAGAAGACCACAGGCCAGUUGUGUGCUUAUUUCAUGGACAGCAUCAAUACUUUUGAGAUUUCUACUCUCGGGUUUGAAACAGGACUCACUAAGGGUAAGUAGUAAUGGUAUGGGGAAAACUAAGUUCAUAUAGCCACAUCAGCAUGACAAGAUAAGUAAAAGGCAAUCCUUUAGUCUGGCCUGCCACAUGUCCCUGAUUCAUGCUAGACACAUCUUAUGCAUUUAUAUAACACUAACCAUAAACAUUCAUGUCUGAAAAGUUAUCUAACAGAAAAAGCUAGAGUUAUCAAGCAAAAACAACCAACAAAAUCCUAUUCCAAUACAAAUGCCCUUUCAUAUUCAUAAGGGGAAUUCAACAAGAGCUGCUAUGAGAUUCAAAAUUUUGGUGUUACAACACCCCAAUCUCAGUAGCAACUGUGGCUUUCAGUUAAAGAACAGGUGAGAUGUUGAAGCAGAAAUUCUGAAGACUGUGUCAGAAUCCAGGCCCACUACAAAACUUGUUCAAAAUUGCUAACAUCUGGGUCACCUGUAUAAAAAUGAUGGUGUCAAUCUGCUCCUCUCUUUUGGUAGGACAUUCAAAGAUCAACUCAGUACUGUUUUCCAAUCAGUGUAGUAAUAAAGUACUGUUAUAUAAUACGCAGAAAAGAAUUAUUCCCUUGAAAUUCUGAAUGGAGGAAAAAAGCCAAAACAAUUUCUUUUGGAAGCUACCCUCUUUUUUCUGGCUUUAUAAUGUUAAGUUCUUAAUGACAAUAAAACUAAGCCCACUUAGUUUAGCAACACAGUCAUACUUCACUUUUUACCAAGCAUGACAACAAGGCAAUUGAACAGCUUUGCAAACUACCAGAGCAGAGGCGUACCUUGCAUAGGCUGGCAUUAAAUCAGCACUUCAUAAAUCAAUCGUGCCCAUUUAGAUGAUCUCUAUGCAGAAUCAGCAGUCUAACACUAGCUCUCACACGCAUUAGAAAUCAUCACUCUGCUAGUCCAACUCACUGUUCAGAUGGUCUUCUUGAAUGCAGCAUUUAUUACAACCUCAUUGUUGCUUCCUACACUGAAGGAAUACCAAAUUCUUAAGUCGGGAGUUCUUCUUUCUCAAUUUAUUGUAAACAGGGGGUCUUGUAACGACCCUGACACUAUUACAAAGCACAGUGCUUUUUAACAGUAAAGCUUCUGGAAAACCCAAACAAAAGACACGUCACCCGGUGACGUCAGCCUAUAUACAGUUCUGUGUGGUCGCAGCACAUAAGCAAAUCCAUUCUUGUGCCGUUUCUCGGAAAAGCUUUUCAGUAAAUGCACUCAUGCUGCUCCAGAAGCUCUUCUCCGAGACAAGCCGCCCAUCUGCCAUCAACAAGUUAAGACCGACAGAACUAACAGCUGCGGUAAGGAAAGCCUGAAGCUCCGAUGAUCAGCAGUAAUCGGAGGAGGAGGAAAUUAUUAACUGAUAAUCAAAGCUGAUUUAAGGGAUCAGAGCACCACAGAAAAAGAAACCGAUGCUAUCUAGAGGAAUAUCCUAAGGAAAAACCAAUUCACCCUGGCAGAUUUGAAUUUUAUUUGGAAAUCCUGGGACACAGAAAACAGGAAACCGGUCAAAGGCUCCUGCAUGUUAGAGCCUUUUACAGACUCACUGCGUUGAGUCUGACAACCUCGACUGAAUGCAGCCUCCAAUGUGCUCAGAAGAAUGGGUAAGUCCAUGCAUUUCUAUGGCAUUUCUUUUACAAUCAAAGAGGAUUCACGCUUUUAUAAAAUAAGCCGGUGAAUUCCCAUUUUAUGAUGCAAAUCACUUGUUUUCGGAUUUUAAAAUUUAUGUAAAGGCAUAUAACACUAAGGAAAGGAACAUGUUUUAAUCUCUUUUAUAUAUGGUUUAAGUUUUGUGUUCCAGUAUACGAGGUUAAUUUUUCUGCAGUAAAAGAAAAAUGUUCCAUGCAGUGAAAUCUUUCAUUAUGAUGUUACAUUGUUGUUGUUUUCAACAGCCCCUGUGUUCUGCUGAAACAUAUCCUAUCUUCUUGUUUUCCUUAAAUUAUAUUCUGCAGGCUUACAUUUCAAGUGGCCAUUAGGGGCCCCUAUGCUGGCAGCAAUAUAUGCAAUGAGUGUGGUUUUAAAAAUGCUGCCUGCCCUGGGUAUGGCGUGUCCACCCAAAUGCCGCUGUGAGAAGCUGCUAUUCUACUGCGACUCUCAGGGCUUCCAUUCAGUGCCAAACGCCACAGACAAGGGUUCUCUGGGCCUGUCCCUGAGGCACAAUCACAUCACAGCGCUUGAAAGAGAUCAAUUUGCCAGCUUCAGUCAACUCACCUGGCUCCACUUAGAUCACAAUCAAAUUUCAACUGUAAAAGAAGAUGCUUUCCAAGGACUAUAUAAACUUAAGGAGUUAAUCUUAAGUUCCAACAAAAUAUUUUACUUGCCAAACACAACUUUUACCCAACUGAUUAACCUGCAAAAUUUGGACCUGUCUUUUAAUCAGCUGUCAUCUCUGCAUCCUGAGCUCUUCUAUGGCCUUCGGAAGCUGCAGACCUUGCAUUUGCGUUCCAACUCCCUGCGGACUAUCCCAGUACGCCUGUUCUGGGACUGUCGUAGUCUAGAGUUUCUGGAUUUGAGCACAAACCGUUUGCGAAGUUUGGCUCGCAAUGGAUUUGCAGGAUUAAUCAAACUGAGAGAGCUUCACCUAGAGCACAACCAGCUGACAAAGAUUAAUUUUGCUCAUUUCCUCCGGCUAAGCAGUCUGCACACACUCUUCUUACAAUGGAACAAAAUCAGCAACUUGACAUGUGGGAUGGAAUGGACCUGGAGCACUUUAGAAAAGCUAGACCUAACUGGAAAUGAAAUCAAAGCCAUCGACUUAACGGUAUUUGAAACCGUGCCUAAUCUUAAAAUACUCCUCCUGGAUAACAACAAGUUAAACAGUCUCGAUUCCAAAAUCUUAAACUCCUUGAGAUCCCUCACAACCGUUGGCCUCUCUGGCAAUCUGUGGGAAUGCAGCCCCCGAGUGUGUGCUCUCGCCUCCUGGCUGGGCAGUUUCCAAGGUCGGUGGGAGCAUUCCAUCCUAUGCCACAGCCCUGACCACACCCAGGGAGAGGAUAUUCUAGAUGCAGUCCACGGGUUUCAGCUCUGCUGGAAUUUAUCAACCACUGUCACUGCCAUGGCUACAACUUACAGAGAUCCAACCACUGAAUAUACAAAAAGAAUCAGCUCAUCAAGUUACCAUGUAGGAGACAAAGAAAUUCCAACUACUGCAGGCAUAGCAGUUACUACAGAGGAACACUUUUCCGAACCAGACAAUGCCAUCUUCACUCAGCGAGUAAUUACAGGAACAAUGGCUUUAUUGUUUUCUUUCUUUUUUAUUAUUUUUAUAGUGUUCAUUUCCAGGAAGUGCUGCCCUCCCACUUUAAGAAGAAUUAGACAGUGCUCAAUGAUUCAGAACCACAGGCAGCUCCGAUCCCAAACACGACUCCAUAUGUCAAACAUGUCAGACCAAGGACCGUAUAAUGAGUAUGAACCCACCCAUGAAGGACCUUUCAUCAUCAUUAAUGGUUAUGGACAGUGCAAGUGUCAGCAGCUGCCAUACAAAGAAUGUGAAGUAUAAUAUCUACUCAGCAUCAAAAAUCACAUCAGAUAAGUAACCUAUUUUACAUUGUAGGGGCUAAAUACAUAUCUAAUUUUUACCAAUUGUGACAUUAAGCCUAAUUUUCCAAAUCAAGUGGAGACUUGAGUUUUUGAAGUGUUGAAGUAUUUUUAAUUUUUUUAAUGAAAACAUAUUUUAAGUGUUAAAUGAAGCAAUGCUCAUAUUAAUUUGCACUCUUGUUGGAAAAUCUAAAUGUUUAAUUCAAUAUAAAACAUUUCAUGUAUGUAAUUAUAUACUAUUGUAUGUAAACAUUUACACUAAGGUCUCCUCCAUAUAUUAUUUUUUUUUCUACUGAAAACAGUUCCGAAAGAAACUACUAAACAAAAAUAGAUAGGGAUGAAAACCUGUUUGAUUAUUAUGCUCCAUCCCAUGGACCACAACUGGCUUCCUGCUUAAAAGGAGACAGCAAAAGUUCUCUUGUAAGAUAAAGUGGUAUUUACUCAAACUAUAAUUUACUGCCAGUAUGAGAAGUAGACUUACAUGUGUGUUUAAGACUGGUAAAUAUUAAACAUUAUUCUUUCAGAGUUUGGCCUGGUUUAAUAGACAUUAUCUAAGUUACAUCAUGAAACCAGCACCUUUUACAUAACUCUAAUAAAACCGGGUGACUCUUUAAUUUUCAACAAUAAAUCCAAGCAAUUAUUUUAAAAGGUCUCAUUAUAAUAAAUCAAUACUAAAUAAUUACACUGACUUCUUAUACAAGUCUAGUUUGACUUAUAAUGGACAUGCUGAUUUUUGUGGCAUUUAGACUAUUAUUUUAAACUAGUAUUAAAUUAUCAUUUUACUAAUUAACUUACUAAAUCCUAAACUUAUGUAAAAACCUGCAGUUUGGAAAGAGAAAAACUGAGUCAACUUAACAAUCCUGAUAUACUCCAUCCGGUUUGAAAAGACAGCCCCUCUCAUGAUUAAAGAUGCCUUGACAAACUGUUUAAGCUUCUUCCUUCUGUCUUUUUCUGAUCUUUAAACCUCAAAGACCCAAAUUAAAAAUAAUUGGGUACUAAAGAUGCCUAACACUGAAUCUUGUUACAUUAUAAAGAAACAAUGAAAAAUUAAUUUCAAAAUAUGAUGUUAAAGUUUGACCUUUAAUAAAGAUACACAUUUAUAUUGUCAGCUCCUUUUGAGACAGAACUAACCUAUUUCCGAGGCAAGUCCUAAGGCAGAACUCUUGAUACAGGCCCUGCAGCCAUACAACAGUAAGUGAAGGCAGAAGCUGGACUCUCAGGUUAGUGGAAGCUAUGAAGCAGCAAACAUUAUUGUACAAUUUGCACCAAAUAAGCGAUGCUCAGGGACCUGUAUGAUACAGAAGUAGGCUCUUUGGUGUAAAUACGGAUGCUCUCGUCAUAAUAACAAAUGACAAUGAUGCCACAUUUUUUUCAUGAAGGAAAGAAUCACAAGUGUUCAAUUAUGACUUCUUUAAAGCAAGUGAUGACAUACUGAGGAUUUAGACUCAAGAUACCAAUUCAUGUAGAAUUUUUCUACAAAGAAGGCUCCACAUAUAGGAGAAUACUAAACUUAAAGCAUCAAUUUGAUUUCAGGAAAAAAAAAAAAAAAACAAGCAUUCGUAUGUGGAAAAAAUGUAUAAAUCCUUAAAGAAAGGCACUAACAUAAAAAAGGGAGGCAUCCUUUCCUUAACAUGGAUAUUUAUCACUAUAUUCUUCACUCAAAGCUUAUUUCCUCCCCAAGAUUGAAUUGAAAUGUUACUACAGACCUAGAUUCAAUCACAAUUUUCCUCUUUUAGCACAGAAAAAAAACACCCACAUUUCAAAUCUCUUAGCAAAAAGCAGACAAUAUUCAGGUUACAGUGAGAAUAUGUGUUCUUUAUGUAUUUAAGGUGGGUAGAUUAGUUUGGCAAAGCCUCAGAGCAGUUCAAUUCAGUUGAUCUUGAGUGGCAAGCAUUUCAUCUCCUGAUAACCCAGACGCUGGGCUUGUCUGAGCAAAGACAGAUGCUGGUUUUCCGGCACAGAGCACAGCACACUGCUUCCCCACCGAGGUGGGGAAGAAUUUACCAACUUGUAUGAUGGCGACCACUGCCAUUUGUCAGGUGAUAAGACAGCUUGUUCACAGCAACAGCUUUGAGCAUACAAGACUCCAUUGGCCCUAAAGGAUAAGUGUUUUUUCCUCAUUUCAAAUGAUAACCAAAAUCAAUUCGAACUGUGAGUUAAAAAGUAAGCAAUAUAACUAGGAACUCCAACUGACCCUAAAGGACAUAGUUAAUGAAGUAUAUGUAGCAGAGCAAACCAUUCAGCACCUGAGAGCAGUGCCAAAGCCGCUGAGGCACACUAUGGUGGGGGAGGGGAGGCACACACUGUUCAUUUGUUUUUCCUUCCAUGGUUUUGGUAAUGGUAAUGCCAACCAGGUAUUUUCCUUUCUUACUUAAAGCACAAAUUGCCAUUUCUAAUUGCCUCAGAAAGCAGGGUUCCAUUUAGUUAACAAGGAUUUGUACUGCAGUGCUAUCAACUGGCCAGAGAAGAACUGCCUCACAGGAAAACCAUUCAUAGUUCCUAAGUCAAAAAUGUGAGGGCUUUCGGGUGGGGUUUUAUUCUCUUAAGCAUUAACAACACACCUUUCCCUCUCCUCAAUUUUAAGAGUUAGUGUAAAAUGAUCAUCGCGAAUCAGAAAAAUGAAAUGUCUACCUAGGAACUAAGAAGUAGUUUGCAACUACAGUGACUCAUUUCCUUAGCCUACAGGAAAUUCGAGCUUACCUUUCUGGAAAGUGAGCUGGUAAGUCUGAAAAUCCAUUCAAAACUCAUAAUACGUACUGCCAGCAUCAAAAAGCAGACACUAAUUUUUAAGCCAAAUAAUUGUAUUAUCACAUAUAAUUUCUUAAUGAGUCUAAGUUAAUUUCUGUACCAAUUCAAUGAAUGGAAUUGACUGAACUUCCUAAUUCUACUCACUAAUUAUUAAAGUCCAUCUGCUUAUUACAAUGCUAGUCACUAAAGCUAGACCCUAUCUUCCCAAUAAAAGCCAGCUCUAUGUAGACUGGUCUGAAUUCUAAAAUAUGAAAUAGUCUUAUUAUUUUCUUGAGUCACACUUCCCACACAUAGCUGUGUAGGGGAGUGGG